Messenger RNA from Andrographis paniculata, 1300 nucleotides. Its product is annotated as polygalacturonase inhibitor-like. The record is from RefSeq and is a predicted model, not a curated record. The transcript has a single exon. The coding region runs from base 72 to 1133 and encodes 353 amino acids. Lineage: Eukaryota; Viridiplantae; Streptophyta; Magnoliopsida; Lamiales; Acanthaceae. Gene Ontology annotation, molecular function: protein binding.
UACUUACAUAUAAGUUUACAAGUUACAAAAUACCCAAUUCAUCAUCAUCAUCAUCAUCAUCAUCAUCAUACAUGGAGGCUAACAGCAAGUCUUUUAGGUUCAUUUUCUUCUUCUUCUUCCUCUCCUCCUCUGUUACUACGGUGGUAGGCAGAGGCAGAGGCAGAGACAGAGACAGAGACAGAGAGAGGUGCAACCCAAAUGACAAAAAAGCCCUCCUACAAAUCAAGAAAGACCUCAACAACCCCUACGACCUCAUCUCGUGGGACCCCCAAACCGACUGCUGCGACUGGCUCGUCGUCGGCUGCGACGAAGCCACCAACCGCAUCGACAAGCUCGUCCUCUCACAGGCCGACCUCAACCUCCCCCUCCCCGCCGCCGUCGGCGAUCUCCCCUACCUCCGAAACCUCGCCUUCCACCACACCAAUCUCACCGGCCGGAUCCCGGAAGCCAUCACCAAGCUCUCCAAGCUCAGCUUUCUCGAUCUCAGGCGGAACCAUCUGACGGGCCCGGUUCCCCCCUUCCUGGGCCAGCUCAAGGAGCUCACCUACAUCGGCCUCUCCUUCAACAGCUUCACAGGCUCCAUUCCAGCCUCGCUCGGCCGCCUGCCCAAGCUCGGGGGGCUCCUGAUCGACCGGAACAGGCUCACCGGCAGCAUCCCGGCGUCGUUCGGGGGGUUCCAGGUGGAGGAUUUCGCGCUCUACUUGUCGCACAACGAGCUUUCGGGCCCGAUUCCGAGCGCGCUCGGGAAGGCCAGCUUCUACAUUAUGGACGUGUCGAGGAACAUGCUGGAAGGCGACAUAUCCUUCUUCUUCCAGGAGGGAAAGAUCCUCAACACGGCGGACUUCUCCAGGAACCGGUUUUCGUUCGACAUGUCGAAAAUCAGGGCGUUUCCGGAGAAGCUGGUGAACCUGGCGCUGGACCACAACAGGCUGGGCGGAGGGCUGCCGGAGUCGCUGACGAAGCUGGAUCUGAUCAGCUUCAACGUGAGCUACAACCGGCUGUGCGGGAAGAUCCCGGUGGGGGGCACAGGGAGACUGCAGGAGCUGGAUUACACCGCCUAUAUACACAACAAGUGCUUGUGCGGCGCGCCAUUGCCGCCCUGCAAAUUCCCAAUAGAUGUUUUACUGUAUUAAUCCUCAUCUGUCUGUCUAUCUAUCUAUCUAUCAGAUGAUGAUGAUAUGCCAACAAUUAGUAUCCAUGCCAUGCCCGGCACUAUAAUUAAUUGCUCUGCUCUGCAGUGGUGGUGUUUUUUUGUGUUGUGUUCAGGAAAUAAGAAGAAUAUGGGCGGGCUUAGUUCAAA